GACCGCAGUGGGGUGGACGGUUAGAGGACACUUGGGUGCCCGGAGAGGGGUUUAGGGCGUGAGAAGAGAGGUAAUUAAGUUAACAUAAGGAGAAAAUCUAGUUAUUCUGGGGAAGAAUUAGGCCAGUGAGAGAGGUCUUGGUGUGAAAAGAUAUUAGGAAAUGGAUAUCCCUAGAGGGGAGAUCUAGAGCUGAGGGAGAGGCCCAGGUGUAAAGAAUGGGGUUCCGUUAAUGUGAAGAGGAGUUAAACCAAAGUGAAGAGGGGGGUACCCUUGGAAUGGGCUGAGACGGGUCUCUGUGCGAAGAAGGGUUAUGUUAUGUGAAAAGGGUGUCUAGAAUAGGUUGGGUGGAAGUAGUCUUUUUGAGAAGUACAGAGAAUUAGGUCAAGGUGAAGAGGAGGAAUUGGGUAUCCGUGGAGAAGGUCAGAGUGGUGAGAGAGAGAUCUGUGUGCUAAGGUGGGGAGGGCCUGGGUAUCCCCGGAAUGAGAAUGAGAUGUUAGGUUGAUAAGUUAGGGGUGUGGGUAUCCCCAGGUUAAAAGACUGGUGAGAGGGGUCUGGGUGCGAGGAAGAGGGACCUGACUAUCUUCUGUCUGGGUUAGGGUGGGGGGAGGAGUUGUGCAUAAGAAGAAGAGAGGGUCUGGGUGUCUCUAAAGGGGAUUUGGGCGGUGGAAGUGGUGUGUAUGCAAGAAGUUCAAGCCAUUGUGAAGGGUAGCCUGGACAUCCUGAAUUGGGUUAGAGUAUGUGUAAGAUCUUUUUGCAAAUAAGAGGAAUUAAGUUGGUAUGAAGAGGGGGUCUGGGCAUCCCUAGAUUGGGUUAGGUUGGGAGGAAGUCUUUGCAAAGAAGAAAAGGUUAGAUUAAUAACGUGAAGGGGGAUCUGGGUGUCUCUGGAAUAGCUUAGUAAAGAAGGAUUUAAAUUGAUGUGAAGAAGGUAUCUGGGCAUCCCUGCAAUGGGUUAGGGUGAGGGGGUGGGGCUUUUUGUAAAGAAGAGGUGCUUAGGUUGAUAUGAAGAGGGGUAUGGGUAUCCCCAGAGGGUUAGGAUGGUAGGGAUCUUUUGUGCAAAGGAGAGAGUAAAUGUGAAGAGAGAGUCUGGGAAUCCCUGAAUGGAUUAGGGUGGUUGUAUAUGAAUAUGAAGAAGAGGGGUUUAAGGCAAUGUGAAGAGAGGAUCAGGGUAUCCCAGAGGAGAUUAUAAUUGUAGGUUAGGUCUCAGUGCAAAGAAGAGGUGAUUAAUGUGAAGUGUCUGGGUACCCUGGAGACACGAGUUAGGGUGGUGGGAAGGGUCUAGGUAUGAAGAACGGGUUAAGCUUUUGUGAAGAUGGGUCUGGGUAUUCCGGAUGGGGGGUUAGGGUUGUGGGAGAGGGCCUUAAUUUGUAGAGAGGGUUAAGUAAUUUGAAGAGGGGGAUCUGGGUUUCAUGGGCAAGUGGUUAAGGUGGGGAAAGUCUGGAUGUGAAGAUGGGUUAGGCCAAUGUGAGAAGAGUUGUUUGGGGGAAGGGAUAGUUUGAUGUGAGGAACCUGGGCACCAGAGGGAGAGUUAGUGGGUAGCAGGGGUUGUGUGUAAAGGAGAGGGGUUGCACCAUGUGGGAGUGCUGAAAGUGGGAGGAAUUGGGGCAGUUUGAGUAGUCUGUGUUUAAAAAAAGGUCGAGAACCUGGGGGAGGGAGCAGAGGAGCAAGGCUGGGAGAAGCAGGCAGUUAGGGCCUAUGUGAGGACCCCCCCACACCCCGGGCUUGGGCACCCACCUGGGAGCACAGAUGGGGCAGUGAGUUGGUAAGGAAAGGAGUCAGUGGAAGGAGGUGGAGAGGAUACAGGUUCUGGUGUGAUGGGCGGGGCCUUGGGCCAGCUGUGGGGCAUGGGAGAUGAGGGGUUGGUCAGAUUUCAGGAUCUGGUGGGUGGAGUUUGAUGCGAGUUGAUUCAGAGCCCAGGGCCUUGCUGCUGCCAUGACUGAGGAGUCAGAGGAGACGGUCCUUUACAUUGAGCACCGCUAUGUCUGCUCUGAGUGCAACCAGCUCUAUGGAUCCCUGGAGGAGGUGCUCAUGCACCAGAACUCCCAUGUGCCCCAGCAGCACUUUGAGCUGGUGGGCGUGGCCGACCCUGGAGUCACUGUGGCCACAGAGGCAGCUUCUGGCACGGGCCUCUAUCAGACCCUAGUGCAGGAGAGCCAGUACCAGUGCCUGGAGUGUGGGCAGCUGCUGAUGUCACCCAGCCAGCUCCUGGAGCACCAGGAGCUGCACCUGAAGAUGAUGGCGCCCCAAGAGGCAGUGCCAGCUGAGCCGCCACCCAAGGCUCCCCCCCUGAGCUCCAGUACCAUUCACUACGAGUGUGUGGAUUGCAAGGCUCUCUUCGCCAGCCAGGAGCUCUGGCUGAACCACCGGCAGACACACCUCCGGGCCACUCCCACCAAGCCUCAAGCCCCGGUUGUCCUGGGGUCCCCAGUUGUCCUAGGGCCCCCUGUGGGCCAGGCCCGCGUUGCUGUGGAGCACUCAUACCGCAAGGCAGAAGAGGGUGGUGAGGGGGCAGCUGUUCCCUCUGCUGCUGCCACCACCACUGAGGUGGUGACUGAGGUAGAGCUGCUCCUUUACAAGUGCUCCGAGUGCUCCCAGCUCUUCCAGCUGCCAGCUGACUUCCUGGAGCAUCAGGCCACCCACUUCCCUGCUCCUGCCCCAGAGUCUGAGGAGCCUGCCUUGCAGCAGGAGACCCUGACCCCAUCACCUGCAGAGGUGCCUGUGUCUCAGCCUGAACCCCUGCCAUCCUCUGAUCACAGUUAUGAGCUGCGCAAUGGUGAAGCCAUUGGACGUGACCGCCGGGGGCGCAAGGCCCGGAAGAACAACAGUGGAGAGCCAAGUGGGGCAGCCACCCAGGAGCUCUUUUGCUCAGCCUGUGACCAGCUCUUUCUCUCGCCUCACCAGCUACAGCAGCACCUGCGGAGUCACCGGGAGGGCGUCUUUAAGUGCCCCCUGUGCAGUCGUGUCUUUCCCAGCCCUUCCAGUCUGGACCAGCAUCUUGGUGACCACAGCAGCGAGUCUCACUUCUUGUGUGUGGACUGUGGCCUGGCCUUUGGCACAGAGGCACUUCUCCUGGCCCACCGGCGAGCCCACACCCCGAAUCCUCUGCAUUCAUGUCCGUGUGGAAAGACCUUUGUCAACCUCACCAAGUUCCUUUAUCACCGGCGUACCCAUGGGGUGGGGGGUGUCCCUCUGCCCACAACACCAGUCCCACCAGAGGAACCUGUCAUUGGUUUCCCGGAGCCAGCCCCAGCAGAGACUGGAGAGCCAGAGGCCCCACAGCCCCCCGUGUCUGAGGAGAGCUCAGCAGGGUCCACUGCCCCAGGCACUUACCGCUGCCUCCUAUGCAGCCGUGAAUUUGGCAAGGCAUUGCAGCUGACCCGGCACCAGCGUUUUGUGCACCGGCUGGAACGGCGCCAUAAGUGUGGCAUUUGUGGCAAGAUGUUUAAGAAGAAGUCUCAUGUGCGUAACCACCUGCGCACACACACAGGCGAACGGCCCUUCCCCUGCCCGGACUGCUCCAAGCCCUUCAACUCACCUGCCAACCUGGCCCGCCACCGGCUUACGCACACAGGGGAGCGGCCCUACCGGUGUGGGGACUGCGGCAAGGCUUUUACACAAAGCUCCACGCUGAGGCAGCACCGCCUGGUGCAUGCCCAGCACUUCCCCUAUCGCUGCCAGGAGUGUGGAGUGCGUUUUCACCGCCCCUACCGCCUGCUCAUGCACCGCUACCACCACACAGGCGAGUACCCCUACAAGUGUCGUGAGUGUCCCCGCUCCUUUCUGCUGCGCCGACUGCUGGAGGUGCACCAGCUUGUGGCCCAUGCUGGGCGCCAGCCCCACCGCUGCUCAUCCUGUGGGGCUGCCUUCCCUUCUUCACUGCGGCUCCGUGAGCACCGCUGUGCAGCUGCUGCUGCCCAGGCCCCACGGCGCUUUGAGUGUGGCACCUGUGGCAAGAAAGUGGGCUCGGCCGCUCGGCUGCAAGCGCAUGAGGCAGCCCAUGCAGCUGCAGGGCCUGGAGAGGUCCUGGCUAAGGAGCCCCCAGCCCCUAGGGCCCCAAGGGCCACUCGUACUCCAGUCGUCUCCCCAACAACCCUUGGAGGCACUGCCACUGCGGCCCCUGCAGGCCCUGCCCGACGCCGGGGCUUGGAGUGCAGUGAGUGCAAGAAGUUGUUCAGCACAGAGACGUCGCUGCAGGUACACCGGCGCAUCCACACAGGUGAGCGGCCAUACCCAUGUCCAGACUGUGGCAAGGCCUUCCGUCAGAGUACCCACCUGAAGGACCACCGGCGCCUGCACACAGGUGAGCGGCCCUUUGCCUGUGAAGUGUGUGGCAAGGCCUUUGCCAUCUCCAUGCGCCUGGCGGAACAUCGCCGCAUUCACACAGGCGAACGGCCCUACUCCUGCCCCGACUGUGGCAAGAGCUACCGCUCCUUCUCCAACCUAUGGAAGCACCGCAAGACCCACCAGCAGCAGCAUCAGGCAGCUGUGCGACAGCAGCUGGCAGAGGCAGAGGCCGCCGUAGGCUUGGCCGUGAUGGAGACUGCAGUGGAGGCACUACCGCUGGUGGAGGCCAUUGAGAUCUACCCUCUGGCUGAGGCAGAGGGGGUCCAGAUCAGUGGCUAACCUUGCCCCAUUUCCCUCUUCAGCACCACCAUGCCCUGUCGCUGAAGAACCUCCUCCAACAUCCCCUUAAGUUUAUGUACAUACUGUCCCCUUCUUCCACCCUUCCCAGGCGCCAUGUAAGUUCUGUAACCGAAUUUGGUCUUUCUCCUGAGAGGGGUGCUCUGAGGUCCUUGAUAUGCAUAAAAGGUGCCCCCCACACACACCUGUUAGCAUUGGUGGCCCCAAGGUGAAAGAGUCAAUAAAGACUGAGUUGGACAUUUA
Molecule: messenger RNA, 4881 nt
Organism: Ceratotherium simum simum (southern white rhinoceros)
Lineage: Eukaryota; Metazoa; Chordata; Mammalia; Perissodactyla; Rhinocerotidae
Source: RefSeq, a predicted model, not a curated record